UUUUUGUUUAGCCCAGUUGAAAUAGUAAAUAUUGUAUAAUCACGUAAACAACAAGACAAUUGUGCUAUAAUUUUUAAUAAUGUGGCCUAUUCUAAUGGCAAUAUUAAGACGAAAUGCGGUCUACAUAACACUCCCUAUUGCUGGUGUUGUGGGAUUCAUUGGGUACAACCUGGAAAGUAUACUGUCUGAUAAAUACACGCCAUAUAACAAAUCCAUACUUGAAAAUCGAGCUGAACGAUUAGCGGAGGAAGAGUUGGCUGAUCCAACACGUGUGGAGAAGUUGCGGCUAAAUGUGAAUGUUCUAGAAAGAAAUUUGUCUCCUUCCUUGCAACCAAAGUAAUUAUUAUAAGACUAUGGUACUUUAGGAUUGAAAUACUCGUAUUUGCUUCUAAAAUUUUUUGUAUUUUGUUUCAUUAAAAUGAUGUUUUCAUCUAAAAUCUUUUUCACAUCUUAUGUAAGAAAAAAUAGUAAAUAUUAUAUGCUUUAUGGAUGUUAUGAAAUCGCAAUAUAAAAUAAUGUAAUUGUAUAAGAAAAAUAUGCCUACAUUUUAUUUCAAUUCACAACUACAAAGCAUCCAGUUUGUUUGACUGAAAUCGUUUUCAAUAGUUCUAUUGUACGUAUAAAUGCAGGUGAGAAAAUUGCAGUUAGUAGAUAGUGCAAAAAAGAAGUAACACAUACUCUGACUCUGAUAAGGUCAGUUGUAACAUUGUCCACAAGGACAUCCCUUGCGGGGAUCGAACCCGCGACCUUUGGAUUAGAAGUCCAACGCGCUAUCCUCUGCGCCAAAGGGACGAACGGAGGAGCGCCGCCCAUGUGCUCUCACAGAUAUAUAGCAAGGUUAAUCCUUUAGAACAGAAUAUAUUGUGGCACACUCAUCAUUUCGUUAACUAAAAUUUAUUCAAAUGCUAUCUUACUUCUAAAGGCGAAAAGUUGCUAAGCAGUAUAACUGUUAAUUUUGUAAAAUGAUUGAUUACUGAGUGUGCAAAAAAAUCACCAUUAUUUACUAAUGACAUCCCUUGCGGGGAUCGAACCCGCGACCUUUGGAUUAGAAGUCCAACGCGCUAUCCUCUGCGCCAAAGGGACAAGUGGUCGGUGCUUGCAAAAUGACAAAUACAAAACUGCUGACAAGCUACCACAGAGUGCUCCACGUCAGCACUUUUCAAAGUAGGGUGUGUUUACAGAGCAAAUAACGAAGGAAUCUCAAAUAAUGAAGAGAUUUUGUUCUAAAAAUAAAUAAUUCAUAUUCACAGAGUAUAUCAAUAGCCUAUCAUUUCCCCAGUACGAAAUUAUAAACAAAUAUAAUUUAUAUAACAAUUUACAAGCAAUCGAAUUUAAAUAAAAAGAGAAAUUAGAAAUUCGUAAAUAAUAAAUAUCUGCGAAUAAUCUUUAUAAUAUACCUUACGAACUACAUACAUAUCCGGUGAACAUGUUCUGGUAAUAUCUGGUAAAGGACAUACUGUUGUAAUCGUAUCUUAUUCAUCGAAUA
Messenger RNA from Bactrocera tryoni, 1486 nucleotides. RefSeq names its product small integral membrane protein 12. Lineage: Eukaryota; Metazoa; Arthropoda; Insecta; Diptera; Tephritidae. The record is from RefSeq and is a predicted model, not a curated record. The coding region runs from base 80 to 340 and encodes 86 amino acids. The transcript has 2 exons.